AUGCGUUUGAUCAACAUACACACUGGACAGAUGAAAACUUUUCUUGGGUCUGACCGUCCGCCGUACGCGAUUCUAUCGCAUUGCUGGGGAACAGAGGAGGUCUCUUUCAACGCAUGCACCGCAGCAUUGAACAAUGGAGGGCAACUCCCGAAUAACAAAGUGACCCAAUUCUGUGCAUAUCUCCGGAGCGGUUCCUCCCAGUCGACUAUCCCAAAGGCGAUAACGUGGGCUUGGAUCGACACAUGCUGUAUAGACAAAGAGAGUAGCUCGGAGCUUUCCGAAGCUAUCAAUAGCAUGUACAACUGGUAUCAAGACUCUUGGGAGAGCAUCGCAUACGUGCAGGACGUUACUGCUGCACCUUGCGCUGAAGGAUGUCGUUCCAGAUGUCAAGAAUGCAUUGCAACACUUCGUCAAUUCGAAGAGUCAAGGUGGUUCACACGGGGCUGGACCUUGCAGGAGCUCAUCGCGCCGCAAAAACUGAUAUUCGUCAACAACAACUGGCAGAACUUUGGUUCCGGAGCUACCAUCGUCCCACGGAUCGAGUUGCCUAUGUCACAGAUCAUCGAGAGAGUUAUCAGAGUCCCUCUGAUUCUCUUGGAAGACCCGGAUCAAUUAGUCGAUUAUAGCAUGGCGCAGCGCAUGAGCUGGGCGGCCACACGCGACACUACCAGAAGCGAAGAUCAGGCCUAUUGUCUCAUAGGUCUCCUAGGCGUCAACAUGUCAUUGUUGUACGGCGAAGGGGGCCAAGCUUGGAUUCGACUCCAGCAUGAAAUAGCAAGGACCUGGAAUGAUGAGUCCAUCUUCGCCUGGGAUCUCGACGACAUUGACGAACAACCGUUGCUUACUUCGAUUUGA
Fulvia fulva is the source of this 855-nucleotide messenger RNA. RefSeq names its product Vegetative incompatibility protein HET-E-1. The transcript has a single exon. The record is from RefSeq and is a predicted model, not a curated record. Lineage: Eukaryota; Fungi; Ascomycota; Dothideomycetes; Mycosphaerellales; Mycosphaerellaceae. The coding region runs from base 1 to 855 and encodes 284 amino acids.